CGGUUGAUUUCGAUUUUCGAUCACCAUUUCUUCUCCUUUCCGCACGAAAUCAAACCUAAAACAAUGGGGAAGAUGAAGAACUCGAAUCAGCAACAAAUUUGGAGUGUUCCUCAGCUAAAUAAAUUUUCCGAUCAAAUUUUGUUUCAGUUUUCAGGCGAUCCGAAUCCGAAACCCUAACUUGGGGUUUUCCGUCACUGUCAUAAUUUUCUUUUCCACUUUCCCGAGAACCAAAACAGUCUUGCCCUCAAGCCUCUUCCCCACCUCCCGCUCCAUUACUCCAACUCACUCCUUUUACUUUUGUUCUUUUUCCAGCGCAAAAGCGAUCGUUUUCCUCCAUUUUUUAGAAUUUUGCCUCAAUUCUAACAGCAUGUGCCUCCCCCUCCACUUUUCGAUGCGAGAUUAGGGCUCUUGAAUUUGGGAAUUUUUCCAUGUAAUCGACGGGGAAGGGCUCGCCUGAAACGUCGAGUCUCCGAUGGAUUUUGUUGAACUCGAGGUGAUCGAAGGCCUCCGAUGGUCGUGGAACUCGUGGCCGGUUUCUAAACCUGAAUCGUUAGCUUUGGUAAUCCCACUCAGCGUCAUGUGUACGCCAUUGAUGCAGGCCGUCGAGCUUCCUACACUUUCUUAUGAGCCUCUAUCGUGUAUUAAAUGCGGGGCCGUUUUGAACCCCUUUGCUCGGGUCGAUUACACGUCUCGCAUUUGGUUCUGCUCGUUUUGCUACCAGAAGAAUUGUUUCCCUCGUUCUUAUGCUGAUAUCGGAGAGACGAAUCUUCCGGCAGAGCUUUUUCCGACUUACAGCACGGUCGAGUAUGCACCCGGUAGGAAGAUCGAGAGCCCGGUUGCGAAUUCUGGUUCCAAUGUGAGCCGUAAUUGGGCAAAGAACCGUUCGUCUUCUUCUCUUUCGUUAUCAGCUUCUUCGUUGCUGCCGGCUGGAGAUUCGCGUGGAAAUGGACCGGCCUUCGUGUUCGUUGUUGACAAUUGCUCGGAAGAGAAGGAACUUCAAGCACUGAAAAAUGAGUUAUUACUCGUUGUCGAACAACUGCCGGAGAAUUCUCUGGUGGGUUUGAUUUCUUUUGAUUCAAUGGUACAUAUUUAUGACCUUAAAUUUUCCGAGUGCUCAAGGGUCGUCGUCUUUCCUGGGGAAAGGGAAAUGUCGUCACAUCAGACCCAACAAUUAUUGGGGAUUUAUGGGAUGAAGCAGUUGCAGCUGGGGAAGACACCAGUUGUUCCCACACAGCAGGGAUAUUUACUACCAAUAUCUGAAUGUGAGUUCAACAUCACCACUGCAAUUGAAGAGAUGAAGACUUCACCUGUUGUAACAGGCCAUCGACCUCAGAGGGCUACUGGUGCUGCAAUAUCAGUUGCAGUUGCGCUUCUGGAAGGAUGCCGAGUGAAUUCUGGUUCCCGUGUCAUGGUUUUCACCUCUGGCCCUGCAACUGUGGGUCCGGGGAUCAUUGUUGAUUCGAAUCUUGCUUACACCAUUAGAACUCACAGAGACAUUGUUAAUGGUCAGGCACCCUACUUUAGAAAAUCUUGUAGUUUCUAUAAGGGAUUGUCGCAGAGGUUGUGUGAUGGAUCUAUUGUUCUUGAUUUAUUUGCUUGCUCUCUCGAUCAAGUUGGAUCAGCGGAGCUGAAAGUCCCUGUUGAAAACUCUGGUGGAUUCAUGAUGCUUGGAGAGUCAUUCGAGUCGAAUCAAUUUAAAAAGUGCUUGCGGCAUAUUUUUAGUCGCGAUGAAGAUGGUCAUCUGAAGAUGUAUUUUGAUGCAACUAUCCAGAUAGUGACAACAAAGGAUGUAAAGAUUUGUGGAGCCCUUGGACCUUGUGUCUCUCUUCAUAGAACUAACAGUUCAGUGAGUGACAACGAAAUUGGCAAAGGCGGUACUUACGUUUGGAAGCUGGGCACAUUGUCCAGUAAAACCUGCAUUUCCUUUUUCUUCCAAGUGAAUGAGGAGCAGAAAGUUCAACCUGGAUCAGCUUUCUUCAUUCAAUUCAUAACACAAUACAGAAAAGGAAACCUUGGUGUCUGGAAAAGAGUGACCACUGCUGCUAGGAGAUGGGUUGCGAACAAUUCACCACAAAUCAAGGCCGGGUUUGAUCAAGAAGCGGCAGCUUCAGUGAUGGCUAGGCUUGCUAUUAAUCGAGCAGAGACAUGUUAUGCCCGGGAUGUUAUCAGAUGGCUUGACGACACACUGAUCCGCUUUUCUUCAAAGUUUGGUGACUAUAUACAAGAGGAUCCUUCGACAUUCCGUUUGUCAUCCAACUUCUCCUUGUAUCCCCAGUUCAUGUACUACCUUAGAAGGUCCCAGUUUAUUGAUGUCCACAAUUCUCCCGACGAAACGGCUUUCUACCGAUUAAUGCUGAAUCGAGAGGGAGUCGUUGGUUCCCUUAUCAUGAUACAACCUACUCUUUUCCUCUACUCAUUUGAUGGACCUCCUGUUCCUGUACUCCUAGAUAUUCGAUCAAUAUCUCCAGAUGUGAUUCUGCUAUUCGAUUCCUACUUCUAUGUUGUUAUUCAUUAUGGGUCCAAGAUUGCUCAGUGGAGGAAGCUUGGUUACGAUAAGGACCCGAACCUUGAAAACUUGAAAAAGCUACUAGAGGCCCCAGAGCUCGAUGCAGAACAACUGGUUGCUGAACGCAUGCCUGUCCCCAAGCUUAUAAAGUGCGACCAACAUAGUAGUCAAGCACGGUUUCUUCUCGCUAAGUUAAACCCAUCUGUUACACAUAACUCAACAUACAAGGAGGGAUCGGACAUAAUCUUCACAGAUGAUUUAAGCUUGGAGGUUUUUAUAGAUCACCUGCAAGCUCUUGCAGUUCAGGGCUAAAGAAGAAUGGAACUAUAGUUAGCCAGAAGAACUUGAGUUAUAUACAUACUGUUGAGAAGUAAAAAUGAAAGAUGCUUUUGGGUUGCUUGAGAGUUGUAUUUGUCACCCAUUUUUAUUCUUAGAUGAUGAAAUGUAAAUAACUGGUGUCUGAUCUUACUCCAUGCCAGAUGAGUUCCUCUUACAGCCAUUGUUCACUUGAAGAACCUGGUGAGAUUUUUUGUUUCAAUGGAGUCUGAUUGAUAUAAUUUACAUACAACUUUUUAUCUUCUUGUUGAUUAGUGAGUAAAAACUUCAGAAAUCUGUAUACAAACCCCCAAUAUAAUAUAUGUAUAUAUAAAUUUUUUA
This is a messenger RNA of Momordica charantia (bitter melon), 3163 nucleotides long. Its product is annotated as Sec23/Sec24 protein transport family protein. The record is from RefSeq and is a predicted model, not a curated record. Gene Ontology annotation, cellular component: endoplasmic reticulum exit site; COPII vesicle coat. Gene Ontology annotation, molecular function: zinc ion binding; GTPase activator activity. Gene Ontology annotation, biological process: COPII-coated vesicle budding; COPII-coated vesicle cargo loading; endoplasmic reticulum to Golgi vesicle-mediated transport. Lineage: Eukaryota; Viridiplantae; Streptophyta; Magnoliopsida; Cucurbitales; Cucurbitaceae.